CGAUAAUUCAACAUGGCGGCCAGCGCGAAAGAUGAACUUGGUAAGUGAUUUUGCUACUAUUUCACCGAUAAAUUUUACACCAGUCACAGUUAAAUGAUAAACAGAAGUCAACGAAUGUGUUGCCAAUGUUUGCUAUUUAUAGAACUACUCGAGAGAGUUUUCCUUCGUAUCGCAUCAGCUGAAACAGAUGACCAGCUUGAGAAAACUGUGGGGAAUUUCUUGAGCCCCAUUUUGCUAAAAGUUGCAAGUCCACACCAGGAAGUCAAAAAUAAGGUGAAUGAAAGGACAGUAAUUAUAUUUUCUUAAAAUUCAUGGUUAGAUUUAGGAUCACUAGUCUUUAAUUAAAUAAAGAAUCACACAGUUGUUGAUUGAUGACACAGCAGCAAUUUAAGGUUAAUCUUAAACUCAAGCUUAUAAAAGCUUCAUUUCUUCUGAAUGUAGGUGAUGACUUUGCUGACCCAUCUAAACAAGCGUUUAAAAAGCCGACCAAAGAUUCGACUCCCAGUCGAUUCACUAUUUGCACAAUAUCAAGUGAGUUUAAUUUUAUGAUUAUUUUUUAUUUAUGCUGUGGUUCAAUUUUAUCCUUGGUUUAAUUUUAAUUUCCCUUUGUUUUUGGGUAUGGUAAUGUAUGGUAAUGAAACCAAGGACAAAAUUGAACCACAACAUUUUCAUCAAAAUGAUGUUGGCAAAUUGGGAAGGGGCUGGCGUAGAAAGGUAUCAAGUAUAUACUCAAACUCUUGCCCUACCCACCUCUUCCUUCUUUUUUUCAAUUGGUUCUUGGCAGAUUUGGUUUAAGUUAUUGGUGUGGCAGUACACACAAGCAAAUCGCGAAAAGUGAAAAAAAGUGAUUAUUGACAGCUGGGAAAAAGUAAGCCUUGACAAAAAAAGCCUACAGAUAUUUCAGGCUAAAAGCUGUGAUUUUAUUUUGAACCCUGAGUUUAUAUGUAGUAUCUUUCUAAUGACAGGAUUGACCUCUGAUCUGCUCUGAUUCAGUUGCUUAUGGUAUAACUGCGGAGUGUAAUCUCUGUAAACUAAAGAAAUGUUUUCCCCUCCCCCCUCUACUCAGGCAGAAAAUAAUUUUGGCAAAUCUUAACAGAGAAUUAUGAAAUGUAAACUGCAAAAUCUAAUUGAGGCAAUAACAUUAAUCUCAAUGGACAAGUUGCUUGUUAACCCAAAAUUUAAUGUGUUGACCAUCAUCUUGUAGGAUUCUUCAGUUCCUGCCUUUGUUUCUGUAAGUAGAUAUUAAUGUUUUAUUAGUACACAAAUUAAAAUCAAAUUCCUUUAAGUAUUGCUCAAAAGACUUAGAACUGAUAACCAUUAGCUUUCUAGUACUUGGAGUCCCUUGCAUUACUGGAAGUGACAAGAGAUGCCAGCAUUUGCAGUUAACAGUUUGGUUUCUUUCUUCACGUAUCAUGAAUGUCGUAGCAUGCUAAAAAUAAUAUUUACAAUAAUUAUAAUAUUUUGAUUUGUUUUUUAGUUAUAUAGUUUUAAAUGAACUCAGCAUCAGAAUCAAUGGAAGCACUGGGAAGUUUAGAAACAAACGUCAAAUGCAAACAAACCACUGGAAGAUGUAACUUUGAAAAACUAAAAGAGACUCUAGUAAGAGACUCUAGUCUGUGGUUCAGCCAAACUUUGCACUUAUUUAAGACUUAAGAGAAACAUUUUUUCAUAAUAGUCCAAGGUUUUUUUUUUAUCUAGGUCUUGAGUGAUAAGCCUGGCUGUAAUGCUGGCUAUUGACUGAUAAUUCUUUGUUGCACAGAAUUUUGCCAUCUUAUACUUAAGAAUGGGGUUCCCCAGACUGCCAAUUGACAGACAAGUGCAGUUAGCACCACAGCUAAUAAGCUGCGUCAGUGGAAAACCCUCACCUCAACAGGACUGGUGAGUUGAUUAAUAUGGGUUCUCUUUUUAUGCAAUAUUAUAUUAUAAGGCUAUACCUGAUAACUUUUUGUGGCACCACAUAAAGCUAUCUGUGUGGUAUGAACAGCAACGGUGUGGGGUAGCACACGUCAUUCACAUACAUCAAACAUCAUGCCAGUACAUGCAGUUUGGAUAAGAUACCCUGGGUGCCAGAGACUUUUCUAGGUCAGUUUCUGGUUUCUGUCAAGUCUUUAUAGUGACCCGCGCUUUGCUUCUCGUGGCUUCCGCAUAUGGCCAAAGAUGUGGCGGCCUUCGGCCAACACCAAAAAUUCCCGCCACAUGCGAGGAAAACCUCUGGUACUUAGGGUAUGGAUAAGAUCAAGGCUUGGUGUACUAAAUUCCAGUCCUUGCUUUUGAAUAUUUACCCAGUGUGUUACAGUAUUCACUCCCACUUAUUUACUUCCGUGAUGGGCCGAAUAGGCGUUCAAACUGCACCAAAUUAUGGCACAAUGCCUAUCUGAUAUGUGACACCCCACUUUCACGAUUGCCACUAAUUCUGGGUUAUCUUAAUCCUGCUUUAAAUAACUGGUCCCUGAUACAGUAAAUCUUCCAAUUUUUAUCUUUGCUUUAUUUUCAGCCUUCUUCAGCUGGUUUUGCCAAUUUUAGGCCAAGUUAAGAUUCCUGAAUCUAAAGAAGACAGACAAAAGAUGUUUGAGUUCACAGAGAAACCAGAAGUCAUGCAGAUAUUAUUGGAUUUUCUUUUAGAUGCUCUCUUGAUGCCAUACAGGUAAAGUUUAUGUUAAAGGUGUGUUUUAUGUUUCAGCAUUACAUUUACAGUUAAGCCUAUGUCUUCACAAAACUUUGAAUUGUGUUUCAUCUGAUACUUUUCAUUACUUUGUUUUCAGCACUACACCAAGGCAACCAAUAUCUACAACUGAUUUAUCCUCAGGAUCAAACACAGCAGCAGAAGCAGAGCAGUCUUCAGCUAUGACUUCUCAGUCAGUAGCUCCUCCAGGGCUGAGUAUAGCAGCGGUAAAACGUGUCACUGCAGACUCGCCAUUGGAGCCUAACACACUGGAACAGGUGAUAAUAUGUAUUAGACAUUAUAUUCUCGGUUUUCACAUGACGUCAUCAAAAUUCAAACUAAGAAACUAUCGAUUCUUCUGAGAUUCUGAGUUUCAUGAGGUAUUACAGCACCUAAACACCUUUAUUUAAACAGAGGUUUGGUUCGAAAGGGUUCUUCGUUUUGCGAUAGAGGACGUUUGAAUUUCUAGGCUUUUGCGUGACGCGGCAUUUAGCUGGCGGCCGGGACUGCUCUUCUGUGGGUUAAAAACAUUACCAGUUUUGGGAGAUUUUGCUAUCUAAACAUUCCUUCUGUCAGAAUAAAUAUCACUUUAAUAGUUUAUGAGUUUUUUUAAGCGAUGAAUUAACGCAUUAGUAGGAAAACUCAAAAACAGAUGUUUCUGUUGGUUUCCGGCGGCCAUAUUUGUGCCCCUCAAAGGGACACAAACAUGGCGCCUCCAUACAAAGCUCUAUAAAUUUGGGUAAAACGUUUUUCCUAAUAUCUCGCAUAUGAAAUAUCGCACAGACCUGAUUCUUGGCAAGGUCUUUUGCUUAUUUAUCUUCUUUUAUUUCCAAGAUUCGGGACUUUCUGUAUCGAAUGGUUUGCAAUUUUAUUUUUGAUUGCGUGACAGUGAAAACCGAGAAUAUGUACUCUGGAAUUUGUCCACAAACUUAGAAUUGCCUUGAAUAGUAAAAAAUAUUUCAAAUUUUAUAGUGCUGCCUGUAACAUAGCACCUUUUUGGGGUGCUCCUCUUUUGGAAAGGGAAAGGGGUGCUUUUUGUAUUUUUCUAGUGUACAGAAUAUUUGAAUGCCUUUUUGGGUGCGCAAGACAAUGCCCCAAAUGACUCCUGAGCUAAUACCAAUUUUUUCUCUUAAUCCAGGCAAACUAACUGGAGUAUCUAGCUAUUUAUCAGAAGUAUUUGGGGCUUUUCCAGGUUCCAUUUUAUUUUUUCAAAAGUGUCUGCCUCAAAGAAACAAUUUGAUUGUACUUUAUUAUUGUUUUCUUUUCUCAGGUAAAGCUUGGAGUUCUCAGAUUUCUGGCUUCUGAUUUAUUUGAGCCAACUGAUGUUCUCUGUCAUUUCAUUGUUGCAACUGGAGACACUAGACAUAGGUAUGUUAUAAUCCAGCUGUAUAUUAAAUUAGCAUAGCAAAUCAAUAGCAGCACCUUGUACAAGAGUCAUCUUAAUGAUAUUGUUACUAACAGUUGAUUCAAUAAAUUAAACAAAAAAAUCUGAUCAAGAGUGAGGGAUAAAAUUAUAGAAAAAAUGUUUGAUCUCACAUUUCCUACAGCAUCUGUCUGUCUUGUUCAUGAAUCACCUUGGCCAUGAUCACAAAACAACCUUCACCUUGAGUCCUAGGUGAUCCUGUGAACAAGAAGAACAGACACUGCCAAAAAUGUGGGAAUAACACUGCUAUUGUUUUUGACUUUGUAUUACUUUUGCACUGCAAAUGAAUGUGUUUGCCUAAUGGCAUUUGCUCUUGGUUUUGUUGAGGCAUUUUGUAUAUUUACAUAGUUAUUUACCUUUGUUCUGAUAGAUCAAAGUAAUUUUUGUCAACAGUUUAACAGAUACAGGGGACUAUGAACUGAAGAGAAUUGCCAGGUGAGAGUGAUCUUUAAUGCUGCGCACAGCCAUUUAUGCUCUUUCAUUAUGGGUUCCAUCCUUACUUUUAUUGUUCAAUUUAUUGUUCUGAUUCAAUGAUUGUAAUUAAAAAUUAAUUGGGUUCUUUUGUUGUCUUUAAAGAUCCACAGACUUUGAGAAUCCCAAAGUUGUGAGCAAGAUGUUUGGCAUCUUUCAGGGGACCACAACAGGAUCAACACAGCAGGUACAGAUUUUGAUUUUUUAUGAUGAUCUUCAAAGAGCAUAAAAUAAAUGAAUUUGGUAUGUGCACGAGACUGUAAAGGGUCAUAAUGUGGAAAAUGGAUGGCAAGGGGGAGUGUGACUUUACUGGGUGCUGAGAAGUUAAGAUUCAUCAUGAGUACCACAAUCUCAUGAUGGAUUGAGAAUUAUUUGGGCAUAGGGUCAGGGUGGGGUCAGUGCUCAGAAACUUUGCUAUCGUGUAUCAACAGGCAGAGAAGUGUAUUGUUUUGCCUUGAUAUCUUAUGUAUCUUUCUGGUAAAGGUCGAUAAUACCUUUCUAACAUAGCUAUUUAACCCAAAAGGCAACAGAAGUGACACCUGAUCAUCGGAGGACUCCCGCUGGAGUGCGAUUGAAACAGAGAAUAUAUCCAUACCUUCUAAGGUCAAGAAAAGCUGCUGAUCAGUUUCCUGCCUGUUUACAGGUACAUAAGCCAUAUUGCUUUUAAAACCGUUUAAGUCUUAAGAGAGACCAACAUCAAUUUUCUUGUGACAUUAUCAAGGGACAAUCAGUAGGAAAGGCUAUGAGAAUUGAAAAAAUGAUCACCAAAGAGAUAAUGCUUUGAUCUUUUUUCAAAUUCUCUCAACUAAUUCUUCAAGGAAACGUAAAGACCUCAGUAUGGAGAAUUUGAAUGUGGAUAUUGCAGGGGCUUAAAGGAUUUAAGAUGUGACUUUCAAUUAAACAGUUACAUAUUGGUUAAAGGUGAAGUAGCCUGAAUUUCAUCCGAUUACUUCGAGUCGUUAUUACUCCCUCAGUAACGUCUGAAUUGACCGGUUGUUAAUGCCGUCCAGUGACGUCACUACUCCUUGACCUUUGCUUUAAUUCAUGCAAAAAGUAAAACACGAUUUUCAAGUGGCAAACCGAGAAAUCUCGUUUGGAAAUGUCUGCACGAUACAGAACUGCUUUAUUUUUUCGAUCGUAAUUCAUGUUUAACGUUCAAACUAUCAACUCCAUGCAGUAAAACUCUGAACCGGUUGUAUUUCUAUAAUCAAACUCGGUCGCAAUCACGCAAUGAAAUAAACACACACACGCAACACUUAGUUAAAAAACACAACGAUUUGCUUUAAUUGAAAAGAAGCUAUUUGGUCCUUAACGAAGAAAAAAAAACAAGGAAACAAAAAAGAAAAGCUAACAGAAUCAUUACACUUGACGGUGAAAAUAGCAGCAGGUCGAAUUAUAACAUUGACCUCAGAAAACUUCGCGUAAACAAAAUCACCGGCCGCCGAAACCACAAAGCAGCUCUAAAUGAAAAACCUACCGACUCUCCGCAAUGAUUCUUCAUUCGCAGUUCAAUUUAGCAUUUCAGUUUCGAAGGCAAAGGCAAUUUUGCUGUUUAAGAUAAAGAUUAAGCUUAUCGAAAUGUUUGAACUACACGAAAGAAUGCCAGGGAUGCGAUCCGCUGAAUAUCAAGCGACGAUCCCGCUAAAAUUUUUCAUAAUUAUACAUAAUUAUGCGAAUGUUUAGACAAUCAACCAAUCAAAAUCACUACCCGGUUUUCGGGUAGUGAGUGACGUCACUGGAUGGCAUUAACGGCCGGUCGAUUCAGACGUUGUUGAGAGGAGAAAACGACUCGAAGCAAUCAGAUGAAUUUCAGGCUAAAGGUGAAGGCCUUUAUGCCUUUCCUCUGCUUGUCAUUUGAUGAGAUAAUUAUUUCACAGACCUGUUCUGAAUGGUAGUGUGGAUUGUGAAAUUUUUUCUGAUGACAAGCUGUAGUUUUUUCAUAGCAGUUUUUUUUCAUUUUUAACAUGUGAAGUGAAUUGAGUCUUAAUACAACAUGAUAUGUAUGUGUGCAAACAAUAAUACAUUUAUUAAUAAAGCAAGUGUCAGGAAGCUCAAGAGAAAACAAACGAUUUGAGUGAAGAUGACAUUGCACCAAGUCAUAACUGACAGAACAUCCAAGAAACAAGAAAAAAAGGAAAAAAAUUCACUGCCAUUUAUACAUGAUUUAAUGUUGAAUUAACAUCACAACAUAUGGUACAAGAAACGUAAUUGUCAUUGGUGUACUUUUCCUUACAUUAUUCUUGUUUUAAACAGAUAAUUUUUGACAGUUUGUUUGGAAAGGAGCCAAAUGCCAAACUGAGACUGUAUGCUGUUCAGUUUGUUCACCAUGUGUGUUUGUGGAGCUCAGACAAGAUUAUCACCAUGAUGGGUCCUGUGCUUCUUAAUGGAAUGACUAAACUUAUCAGUGAGGAUAAACAGGUUUGAGAGAGAGAAAACUCACUGUUUCUUAAUGUAUUUUGUGUUUGUUCAGUACUCUAAGAUCAUGACGGUACAAUAAACAAUAAAUGUUCUGCAGUGUGUAUCUCAGGCAGAAUCCCAAAAUACUCAAUAUGACCCAAAGACAAGGUUUGUAAAAGCUUUUAUAAUGACUUUGUUGGUUCAUUGGCAGGAUCCAAAACUAAGGAGGUUGGCAUACACAGCAAUUGGAAAACUGGCAAAGUAAGUUUUCAAAGUUUCGUCAAUGUCUAGGAUCAAGUUCUUAAACCAAAUUUGCUUCUCAUGCUAUGUUUAUUUUGCAAUCAGGCGAAUUCCUGUGCUUUUCUGCAAAGAUGUUGCACUUAUUCAGAGGCUCUUCCAAGCUCUCUGCCAGGUUGGUACAGUGUAUGAUAAUGCUGCCAUGAGGUGGUUACCGGUAUUUAUUGUGCUUCAUUUAUGCUAUACUGAGAUGCCUUUUCAUGGUAAUUUAUUAGGACUAAAAUGUUUUGCUUAUAAAUGCCUUGUGACCUGAGCAAAAAUCUUGAACAUUCUUUGAGGAUUCUUAUAAUGAGGAACUUAUUUAAGCAAUGUUAUGCAAGGUGUUUUUUCUAUCCCUCUGUCAAGGGAUCCAUGGAUAUCAUGUUUUGUUUCCCGCUCUAACACACAGGAGCAGAUAUUACUGUGAGGACAAGGAUGAGUUGGGACAGCUCAAGAUGUUUUUUGAUCAUCUGACUCUGUCUUUCACCAUAUUGAAAGCUCCUCUGUUAUCCUGGCCUAAUAAUGAUUCCUUUUUUUUCAGGAAGAGUCUGAUACUCGCCUCGCAGUACAAGAAGCUCUCUCCAUGAUGGCCCCAUCCUACAAGAAUGCUGAUAGUACUAUCUUAGCCCUCAUAGAGGCACUUAUACUUAACUAUGUGCAGCAGGUACCUACCUUUUACAAUACCAACAACAACUUGUCACUUCCAGAGCCAAUGAUCUGACUUGCCAUUAAAAAUCAUGUUUUAACCAGCAGCGCAAGAACAUGCUGUUAGUAAAGUGGACUAAGCACCUUGUGUUGGGUUAAAGGCUUAGAGCAAGUGUAUCUAUAGACAAUACAGUUAUUUGUUUCUGUAGGAUUGUCUCAGUCUAUACAUACAAUUAUAGAGAACAGUUUUAAACGUCUGUGCUGAUAAGUCUCUCUUGAAAUGUGGUCAUCUGUUGCCAAGUGAUGUGGUAACAAAUUUGUCUUCAUUUUGUGGUCAUAAUCAAUUUCUCCUUUCUUCUGCAAGGAUACCCACCAAGCAAGACUUGUUGCUGUGCAGUUUGCCAAUGCUGUGUUUCCUCGAACUCACAUACCAUCACGUUAUGUGUGUAUGCUUGCUGUGGCUGAUCUGUAAGUCAUCACGUAAACAAUCUCAUGUACAUGUAACAUUAACAUCCUAUUAAUGAAAUAAAAAGUCAUUAAUUGAGAACCACUUAAUUGGCAACAAGUUUCUUUCCUCAGGGAUCUAUGAUGAGCCAUUUCUUAUACACCAAAAAAUGGAAUAAAGUUACUGAAACCGAGAAUAGAAAAGAUUCAACACCGUAAUAAGAUAGCGACCUUUUUCAAGUUUAGUGAAUUGUUGAUGACAUGGGUCGUUUGGAUCAUCCACAGUGUAAAAGGUUUUCAUCAUUUUCAAUUAGCGGCUAAAUUUAGUAAGACAUGUUCAAUAGCAGCAUAAAUACUGUUCACAGUUCGUCCUUAACUGGCUCCUUAUAUUUGAAGACUAUAUAUAUAUCUGCCAAAGCAAGCAUUUCAGAGCUUGACCACUGUCUGUACUGUACCUUUUCUUACUGUAGAAAAGAUGAUGUAAAAGAAGAAGCCAAAAGAGGAUUAAGAGCGUCACAAGUUCAUGACAAAGAAUCGGCCGAUAAUGAUAACUCUGAGGAAAUCGUUCUCCCUGCUUUUCCUGAGUUGGUGUCAUUUGUGUCGCAGAAGGUAACGAACCCUAAGAUCAAACUUGAAAUUCUCAUUUCUUGCUGAAAUGCAGUGCUUAUACAAGCAGUGGGGAGAAGGUGAUAAAAUAUGAAGCAAAUUCAUUUUCUGUGAUCAUGUUGUUAAUUCUGAUCACCACUCUGUUGUACAAAGCAUUGACAUCACAUGGAGAUAUUCGACAUUUAAAUAUUUAACAAAGAAAGACUGCUAGACUGUUCACAGUGCCCUAUUUUUUCGUGAGAUCGUCGAAAUAUAGCGCGUCUUACCGUUAAUGGAGGCCAUUUUGAUUUUCAAAUGGACGUGACGCAAAGCGCUCGACCUCGACGGAAAAAUAGAGGACUGUGAACAGUCUGAAAACUGCUUAAAUAGUAAUUUAAUUGCGUUAAGAAUGGUACCUCUUACCAAUAACGUAAAGUUACUCUCUUGACCGAGCUUUCUUUUAAAAUGGAAUGAAAUGCAAAUGACCAUAUAUUAGAGAACAUGGUUAAAGAUAAUAAACACGACAGUCUAGCAGAAUAAAAGCGGGAAAAUCUAUUUUCCAUACAGUUACAACAUCCUUUCAUCAUGAAAUCACGUAAAGAUAACUGUUGGAGAACUUGUUUUGGAAAAGGAUUGCAAGGACUAUGAAAAAGAAUGUUAUGUAAUAUAUCUUGUUGAUCUAACUUUAGAGCCAUCAAAGACUGCGAGGCAAACAUUGCUACACAGCCGGUACCACUGCACUACCUUUUAAUCCGCCUGUAUUUUCACAGGUAGGGAAAUUUAUUUGGGUUGGGUAAUCUUAGUAGUAUGAUGAGGACGUUUUAUUCCUCUUUUUGUCAAAGAUGAUCAUGUCAAAAAAAACGUAUUGAAAUCUGAAUUACAGUAAUUGGCCAAAAAAAAAAACAACAACUAGUGAUUCAGUUUUAAAGCAUUUCUUUACAUUUUCACAAGGUACAAAAAGGUUACAUUCAUUGUUUAGCAUGUACGUAUCCUAUGAGGCAAAACCUUGAACUUCUUGAAAUGACCUCACCUCCCCCCUUAAACAGUAUCCGGAGCAUGUCAACUGUAGUGCUUAGUCUAGACUACCAGCACUUCUUUUUUGCCUCGAGAACUAGCGCGAACGCAAAAGUACCCGAAUAUAGCUGAAAUCGUCUCCUGCGAGGAUGUCUCCCUUUUGCGUGUCACCUCUCCUCGCGGGUGGAUAUCGCGUGUAUUUAGGCUAUUGACAAGAUAGGUAUGCAUAUUAAUUGAUCCAUAUGGUCUUGGAAAGGCUGAUCAACCUAAGUUGUGGAACUCAAGCUAUCUCCACGAGCUCUAUUAAAACUUUAAAUGUUCUGGAGAUCGUAAAUAAGACGUCCUUAAAACUGAGCACGUUGUCAGAGAAAACAGAGACAGUUUUUUGUCUCAUACAACUUGUCUGGGAUGACGUGGUUACUCUUGAAGCCGAUGCCCUCACUUGACAUUUUCUUUGUCUGCUUGUAUCAGGUUCUUUUGUAUUUGCAAAGAUGUCUGGAACACGCAGCAGGAGUAACUGAAGAGGACAGAGUCAAAAACUGCAUUCUUCCUUCUGUCGCUCGAUAUGUGAAAAAACUGUUAAUGGGUCCUGACUCAGGAGGUGCGUGUGAUCACUUUAAUCUGUUACUAGAAAACGUGACGUUUGGAAUAAAUAGAGUGGAAGAGAAGCAAACAAGGCUGAAUAAAGAAGCAACAUGCUCGCUAUGAGAAAAAUCUAAAUCAAUCUUUGCAAAACGAGUUGUUCCUUCUCGUUAUUAGUUAGUUGGUGUAAAAUUACGGCCAUUUUUUUAAUUUUAAGACUCAAAGGCAUUUUUAACGUUUUGAGUUUUAGAUUUUUCAUCAAGUACAAUGGGAAAAUAUAUUGACCUUUCAAGACAAGCACUUCAGCCCAUUGGAGGUAUGUACCGAGUAGUUGUAACUUAACUUCUUGAACUCGCUUACAGUUUCAUAUUAUUGAGUUUCAGGAAUACUGAAAAAAAGUUCCAUCCUGGCUAACUGUAUACACAGCUGAACAAGUGAUGGGCUAAGCCAACAAAAUGGCAAUAUUUUAGCGUAGUCUGAAAAAUAGACAGUUUUGUUUGUACCAUGGAGUUAAACAUUUUGAACUUGUGGCCAACGCGUCGAGGGCCCUCAAUUUGUGUGGCACAAAUAUAUAAGCGUAGAUAUAACGACUUGCUCCUGUAGCUUAUCAAUAAAACAUUUCCCGGCACACGAUUUCUCGCCGAACUUUGUCGAAAUCGCUGGCUUUUCAUGAUAAUCGUUGCUUUUCUUUUAGGGGCUGAUCUUCAUGCUGUCGCUCUUUGCUGUCUUCUUCAAGUCAUUGCAGUGGCACCCAAACUGUUAGCUGGAAUAUUUCAUGAAAAGCUUGACUGGAUAAAGGCAAGUUAUUUUUUUAAGAAGCGGGAAUACAAGCAAAGUCACAAAGAGUUUUCAUUUGAACAGGCAAUUUUUAAGAUUCCAUUUACAGCACAAUAAAUAGCACCGCAGGAAAGCACUUGGAAAGGAAAGUAUUUGAAUGGUCACAUUUAGGAUUUCGUUUAGUUAGGAUUACGUUUUGCAGCUGUAUGCAUAAACUGUACUUUUUUUCAGCACUACUGAGAAACUCAUCUGUAUGGACAACUUUGAGGAUACGCUUUGACACUACAACCACCUUUUGCUGCGCCCACUAGCUUGUGAUUGUCGUUCUUUUUUUAGCCACAGCGUAGAAACCUUGAGACAGGUUAAACGUUAGCGCGUGUCCUACGACAAAGUUGCGUGGUCUAUUAAUCGUUUUGAGCAGACCAUUCCAGACAUAUCUAGCUGAUUUCAGUGGUGCCCAAGUCGCGAUAUGGCCACUUCCAAUCACUAAUCGAGCGCAUCCUUAUAUUUUGUAGAGUUUUACAUUCUCAAGUAGAGAAGAUGCCCGACAGUACGCUGGUCAGUUACUAGCUGUUGUUACGUGCACAAUGGGCGAGAAUUCGUUUUUAAAUGUGAUUAAAGAACUCAACAAAGAUCUUGAUAGCGAGGUAAAGUUUAUUAAAAUAUAUUUUUUGAAUAACUAUAAGAUAAUUGCGACUAUCUUUAUUUACGAAAGCUUUCAUUAAAUAAUUAAAUAUAAGACUGUAUAGUGUUCAACUGAAAAUUAAAUGAAAAGACAAUUUGAAGAUAUCGAUAAACAUAUAUGUGAACUGCGCUUCUCAAACUCAUUAAUAAUUCAGAAAGAAAAUACAAAGAAAAUUAAUGUUUAAUGAGUGUUUGGAAAUCGGAUGAAAAACUGCUCAGUAUUUGCAUCCUUAAUUUCUCUUCAAAAAUGAUUUUGUUUGAGAAGAAAUAUCAAACAUUCGACACAGUGUUUCAUCACCAGAUGAAACACCUCGAAGUUCGUCAAAAAUACUCCGCUGCGCGUCGUAUUUUCAACUCUCUUCUUGGUGUUUCAUCUGGUGAUGAAACACUGCGUCUCAUGUUUGAUAUAUUACUUCUCAAACUCAUUAAUAAUUCAGAAAGAAAAUACAAAGAAAAUUAAUGUUUAAUGAGUGUUUGGAAAUCGGAUGAAACACUGCUUAGUAUUUGCAUCCUUAAUUUCUCCUUCAAAAAUGAUUUUGUUUGAGAAGAAAUAUCAAACAUUCGACACAGUGUUUCAUCACCAGAUGAAACACCUCGAAGUUCGUCAAAAAUGCUCCGCUGCGCGUCGUAUUUUCAACUCUCUUCUCGGUGUUUCAUCUGGUGAUGAAACACUGCGUCUCAUGUUUGAUAUAUUACAUGAAGCAUGCGAAAGAUGUGUCAUAAUCCUUCCAGUCACCUUGUGCCUUUAAAAACACCAAAACCUCAAAACUCGUUCAGACGUGAUCUGGAUUGUGGAACCCAUCUUUGUAGCUUGCAGGAUCUAACAUUGUAUCUAACUGGGAUAGACUAAACAUCUUGACGCCACUUUAGCGCUAGUAAUAUACCCGGUGAUGGUGACUAUUUUCCUUUUUUGGGCAAUUUUUGGACUAAAUCUAGCAUAUACUGGUCAUUUGUAGCAAUCUGAGAUGCAACUUGGUUCAGUGAGUACACUCGGCUUCAUCAUAGCACGAUACCUGUAUGAAGAAGGACUAAAAGCUGUUAACAGAGGUGAAAUGUUGGUGGAAGACAUGGAAAUCGAAGGAUCUGCAGACACUGCCAUUAGAUGCAUGGACCUUCUCAGUCAAAGCGUAGAAAGAAUAGGUUAGACACAUAGAUUAAGAGUGUUCCUUAUCCCUUACAAUGGUAAUGUUAGGAUAUGAAGAAAAGGAAAGGUGCAGUGUGAAAUAGCCAGUUCUAGGCUCCGAGAUAGUGAUGAACGCGGAACGCAAAAACCGCAUGGGGGCUGGGGAGGGACGCUGUUCACACCGUUUAUCGCUGGUUCGCUUUUUUACUGCUCGCCCUUAUUUUAAAUUUUUCGCUCGUCUGCAAUCACCAAGAGCCGAGCACAGGCUAAAUGUGAAAAUAGUAUAGGUUCUCUGGUUUUUCCUUUUUUACAAUUUGGCUUUCUUCGGGCAUGUAAGAGCCACUGUUUUUUUCCCUCCUGUUCAAGGUUCCAAAUUUGCAGAGAUCGUGAAAGCUUGUGCAAAAACAGACACGCGGGGGCUGGGGAGAGUAGAGGUCACGCGUGUCGUGUUUUUGCGACGUCCCUGGGUGUCUAGUUGAGAGACUGACACAGGCCAUGUUUUUCAUACCAUUAAAAAGCAGCUGUAAUUCCUUUGUUUUCUAGCCCUUAACGUUUUCCAAUUGCGCCUUGUUAAAAAAACUGUCUUUCGUUCUUUUUCAGUUAGACUUAUCAGCAGUCGAAAUGCAUUAAUAACUUGUUCAGCUUGUAACUCCAUCGCUGAGAUUGGACGUAAUGGACCACUUCCUCUCCCUGCAGGAGUAGAGUCAAUGGAACAAGGUUUGUAACGUCCCCCCCCGCCCCCCGUGGUUGUUGUCGGUUUCAAUGAUAUGGCAAAAGAGUCCUUUGAAGCAGCUUUAUUCUUUGAAAUAGGAAUCGAAACUCCCAAAAAAGUGGAAUGAGUCGGAAAGCCUAAACAACUUAUUGACCCGUUUUUUUUUUGCUACCCACCGUAUUUUGGUGUCAAGUGACGUUUUUGUGCUUUUGUAAUCGUCAGAGAAUACAACGCCUGUGGAGGAUGAAAGUAUCAGCAAGUUGACUGUGGUAGAUAAGCUACUCGAUACUCUACAAAAGGCAAAAGAGAAUAAAGUAUGUACAUGAUUGUUUGGGUCUCAGUCCUUAUUUUCAUAUGACGCGUUUGUUGGUGAAGUAAUAAGGUAAAAAUGAUGAUAAUAGUAAUUAGCAUAACAAUAAGUUUAGGUAAAGACAAGGUGUCUGAGCUCUUCUCACUGCAAUGUAUUUGGUUCUUCACAGAAAAGAAAAAUUAGCUAGGCCUCUCUGCCCCACUUCGUUGAAAACAUGAAAGUUUUUAAAAGUAGUAUACUAGCUGCGGAAUUAAACCCUUUUGUGCGAUAGGGAGAAAACUAUCCAGAUAAACUUUUUUUAUAAAAAGGCAAACUUCACCAAUACAACUGUACUAUUUCUGUAUCUAGGCUGUAUAUCCAAUUGUUCACGUUGGUUUAGUUACAUCACUGUCGUGAAGUGAACUGUUCUUUUUUAUUUGGUAGGUGAAGGAAAAUGCUGCUCAUGCCCUCGGGUUUCUUUUGGUUGGAGAUGAGAAAUUCCCACAUCAUAAAAAACUUAUUGAUGGAUUGUGUGAAGCCUCUAAGGUAAUGACGACCUACUUUUGUUUCAUGUCUUUCCAGCCUUUGGAAACCAAGGAAAUCUAAAGGAAAACGAUAUGUGCGUUAAUGUUGUUAUUGGUGUUUGUCUACGGGUUGUAGCUCUUGCCAUCCUUAGUUACAUUUGUGUUUCAAUAUUGUUGUCAAUCAGACAUGAUAGCUAAUCAUUUUUUAUGCUUUUUUAAACGGGAUACGUUUUUUAUGUGGCUGUCCUCAGAUUCGUCAAGUAGAGCUUCAGUUCACAGUUGGGGAGGCCUUAUCAUGCGCAGGGGCAGGUCGAGCAUCGGAAGUUGCGCGUGAUCCGUGGGCAGUGGAACAACUUCAAAACACUGAUUGUGAAGAGCUGAAAGGAACCAUGCAAGAAUUGAUUGACAUGAUUAUCAAGAAGUAUGCCACUAACCCAGCCCCAUAUGUUCGGCAGGUUAGUAAAAUCGUCUCUGUCCAAAUUGAUUGUUCUUUGUGUUGUUUCAUUCUUUAUUUUGGGCAAAAUCAAACCCGCCAAAAAAUUCGAAAUUUCAUUUCUCAAAAACAAAUGCUACCAUACAACAGAACGAAAUCUUUGAGUGAAUUGUGUUCUAUGGUAUUUUUGUUCGUGGUGUCUUAUGUAUUUCUUUCUUUUCUCAAAAGGCUUCAUGCAUCUGGUUGUUGUCUCUCGUGAAGUAUUCUGGAAAUCACAAUGUUGUUCAGGUUUAGUCAAAUUUGUUGCUCUGUUAUUCAUUAAUAAAUCAAAUUUCCUCUUAUGACCGGUUAAUUUAAUACAGUUAGUUAAGUUUAAUGGUUUAGAAUACCUGACACUUUCUUCCAAUGUUUUAGCCAGCGGGAGAGAGGAUUUUUCAGCUUAUAAGCUCCAGUCAAUUUCAAGGCACAACAAAAUUUUUUGGACAAGAGUAUUUUUUUGGCAAUGAAAUUGAUCGCAAGGAAUUGAAGUCUCUCCGAUGCUUUCUGUAGAAUGAGUUUCCUUUUCUCCACAAACGUUGAAGUUUAGCUCGCCUUGUAAUUUGUAAGAAUUUUAAACCUUGUCAGUUUUUAACAGUUCUCACCGUCAAUGAAUAGGAACUCAUUUGACAGUUUGACAACUUUUUCUUCAGGCAAACCUCAAAGAAAUUCAGAUGGUCUUCAUGAACAUGUUGUCGGAAACAGAUGGUACGAACUAAAUAAAUUUUCUGUUUAAAAGCACUAGGACUGUUUAGAUUUGUACUUCUGUUCAAUGCUAGAAAACUAACUAGUCAUGACGGCGUUCUUCGCAACGUUUGCUUCUUUCUUGUCAGCAAAGACUGAGGGUUCUUUUUGCAGUUGGUUUGAAGUUUGUGGUUUUUGCUCGGAUCAAGAGACUGUGCCUUUGAGUACACAGAAUCGUUUACAUUGUCCACUCUAUAGGUUCUCUUAUACUCUAUGUACCAAGUGGUCUAUCCCUCCACUCCCUGGCAGAUAUCACCUACUGGGUACAGGGAGAAAUUUGAAAUAUUUUAAGUUUCUCACUAUCUUGGGACUUCGGGUAUAGUUUUGUACCAUAAUCGACAAAGAAUUUUAUACCUGCCCUAUUUCAUGAUAUUAAGUCGGUUGUUAACUUAGGAAUGGGAGUUGUAGUUGUGAAAAUACAGAUUAGUUGUUUCAGUAGACAAAUGUUUGUUUUUGUGUAAUCCAGAUCUUACCCAAGAAGUUGCUUCUAAAGGCCUUGGUCUUGUAUAUGAGCACGGUGGAGAAGAAAAUAAGCAAGAACUUGUGUCAUUGUUGGUCGAUACACUGGCAAGUGGCAGAAGGUAAAUCAACCGAACAUUGACCGGAAAGUACUUCUUAAGUACCGAUUCUGGACAGUAUAUUCGUCUGUCAAUAUUCGUUAUUCUUGGAAAUCAAACGAGUGUUGGCUCUAACGUUUCAAUGCAUGGAUCAAAUCCUUGACUUUGAAAGUCGGAAAAGCCAUUGAUUUGUGACUUUGUGAAGGACGUUUUUUAUAUAAACCUUUUUUGCUCCUAUAUGCUUGGUUUACUUAAAGGUUUUGUGGUAGACAUUCCAUUUGAAAUUUGCUGCUAGUUUGUUGCUUUCAUAAAGUAACUGGAACCAAUAAAUAUCGCACGUGUUUCACCAUUUUUUUCAGACGUAACCAGCCUGUUACUGGUGAGACCAAGAUCUUUGAAGAAGGAGCUUUUGAGCGGUAGGUGUAUUGCGGUCAUCUGUCUCUAAAUUCUUUUCUGAUAUAGCCUUUUGGUCAUUUAGGUAAACAGUUUAUUGAAUGCUUUCUUAAUCACAAAAACUAUUUUGUUUUCAUCCUUACGUUAUGGCCGUUUGUUUUUUCAUUUUGCUGAAUGUCGUAGGGGUGGACUAUCAACGUACAAGGAGCUGUGUUCUAUUGCUAGUGAUCUUAACCAACCAGAUCUGGUUUACAAGUUUAUGCAUCUGGCAAACCACAAUGCUCUUUGGAACUCCCGUAAGGUAUCUGCAACAUUCUAAUGACAGUCUUUCCUUUACAUUAAUGAUGCUGUAGACAACAGUUGUUAUUUUUGGUACAGGGUUCGAGUUUUAAGUACAGACGAACCUCCCGUAAGCGACCAUCCAAAAUGCAAAGUUUUACUGGUCGCUUAUGGGAGGUAAUUGCUUACGAGAAGUCGGUCGCAGAUGGAGGUUCGAUUGUAGAAUGGCCGGGUAACUACAAUAAACAGCGCUUUUUGUUUGAACUGUUUUAUUUCUUGGUCUCCUUUGUUUUAGGGUGCAGCUUUUGGAUUCUCAUCUAUAGCAGCUCACUCCAGAGAGCAGCUGGAACCUUACCUUCCCAAAAUCAUUCCAAAGCUAUUCAGGUAAAUUAUUAAAAACCAGGCCAGUCUUCUAAUGAUCAAACAUGAAAUCAGUAAAGGACGACAGCUCGGUAACGCGUCGAACCAAAUCCACACCUUUAUGAAAUGAAGUAUUGCAAUAAUGUCAGUUAACUCAUGAGCCAAAAUUUACUAAAAGUCUUCGCAAGUAUAUUGGUCUCCCGAAUGAUCAGAAAUCUUUGCAGCGAAAGCUUGUAACCAUUUUCCUUGUAGAGUGGCGGCUGGAAUGGUGGGAGGCAAUUCAAAACCAACCAAUUGCAAAAUUUCUAACGACAUUCGCACUGUUGGAUUACCAGGUAUCAAUACGAUCCUAAUGUGAAGAUACAGCAAGCUAUGGCCAGCAUCUGGGCGGCCCUUGUGCCAGAGACAAAGAAAACGGUGUGUUUUUAAAUAAAACUUUCUUAACAGGAACUAGUAGUGACAAAUGUACCUCAAAGCUACUAAAACGGUUCACCAAAAAAACAAUACGAGAUAAUUCCCAAGAUCAUUUGAUGUCAUCUGGAUGACUUUUUGGAACCCGAAGGUCUCCAACCACAUAUUACUGAAUUGAAAAUUAAUAUAUGAAAUGCUGGAAUCAUAUUUUGAACUACGGAUAACGAUAUCAAAGUGAACAUGAUCUACGCAGUAGAAUGAACAACAUACGCGGUUGUAAAGACUGAUGUAAAACAGCUCAAAAUCGCUCAAGAUAUUUCAGUCUUUUAUGUUUUAAGAUAUCCAGCAAUUUAUUUGCACAGAUGCCUGCCUAACGUAGUGUGUGUCUUUCACAUGUCAUUGCGUUCGUAACUUGUUCUUUUAUCCUUGUACUUUUUAGGUUGAUAAAUAUGUGAAUGAAAUACUACAAGACUUGAUGACCAGUUUAGAAAGCAACCUAUGGCGAGUGCGCCAGUCCAGGUAAAAAUGAAGCUUUUAAGGUUUGCCUGUUAGUGAAGGGCCAAAUUCUUCUGCAAUCUCGUUCCCAGCGUCCUCUCCUUUUCUACCUGGGAAAAGCCCUGGGGAAGAGAUUGAUUUUUUUGCUUUAAUUGUUGACUCAGUCCUAUCUUUCAUUGUCUUCCUCUUCAUAGUUGCAUGGCUCUGAGCGAUCUUCUCAGCGGUCGUUCCGUAGAUGACAUGCUUGAAUCGAUCCCCAGACUUUGGGAACUGUGUUUCAGAGCACGUGAUGACAUAAAGGUUUGUUGACGUUUGUUGUAGCGAAGACAUGAUUGUAUCUUGCUAAUUUUUUUUUAACAUUUUAUGUUUUCCAAACCUUUUCUAACGUACUACAAUAUUUAUUUCAGGAAACUGUAAGACAAGCAGCUGAAGUGGCUUGUAGGACAUUAAGUAAGGUAUGGGCUAGACUUUUUUAAUGCCUGGUGUAUGAGACGCCUUUUGGCUUUGUCCCCAUAGUUUUGGAACACAGCAUAGAGUGAUUUCAUUUUGUCAUAUCCGUAAACAGGGAGGUUUUAAACCUCGUUAUUUUGUCUGCCCAGGUUUCCAUUCGUGUUUGUGAUGUGAAUCAGGGCAAAUUAGGUGAAAAGGCGAUCGCUUUAGUUCUACCAACGUUACUACACAAAGGAGUUGGAAGUAAAGCAGAGGAAGUUCGAGCUAUCAGGUAUGAGUGAGUUAGAAAAUUUUCAUUUAAGCACUUAAGUUCUUUGAAAUCAGUUCACCCUUCACCUUACCUUAGCUUGUAUUCUCGUUGAAAUAACUACGUUUUUUGAGACACCAACGUACUUUAAACACACAAAAUGCAUGAAAUGAUCAAUCAUGAAAUAGGAAAUGGUAUAGGAGAAGCCUAUCUAACCGUUUUGGGACCAGAAAUAGCCUCCCCGCAGACGUCCUUUGGGGUUCGUUCGUCACGCAUUCAUUUCUCUCUGUGGGGAAAGAAAUGAAUGCGUGACGAACGAACCCCAAAGGACGUCUGCGGGGAGGCUACACCAGAAAGAGAUGAACGUUAGGAGAAUGUUUCUUUUAAUCUCAGAUAUUAACCUCGGUGUAUUCUCAUUUUAUCAUGCCAGGCAAUACACUUCUAUAGUAACGUUAUGGCUUAUAGUGUUGUUCUUGUGAUUAAAAUAAGAUUAAUCUUCCCGACGAUGGAAACAUGGCCAACGCCCUUAUCAUUGUGCCCUGAGUGGCAGGAUCUAUUGUUUGACGUAUCAUGUUGCCAUGCAUAUGUUGUGCUCGGGAACCAAUGUAUUCCUCAUGUUGAUACUUGUACAACCACAUGGCCGAGCGUUGGACUGUUUUGGAUUCGUUUGAACUCCUCACACGCAACAACACUUAACAAUAUCCAAUGUUGCUAGAUCCAACAAAAUUGGACGAUAGUGGAUCAUUUUGAGCACCUUUAAAGUUGCAGAAGGAAACAUUAGAAGACAAUCAUCUAACAAAUUAAAUAUUUUUUCGUUAUCGACAGCUUAUCUACAAUAGUGAAGAUCAGCAAAAAUGCGGUACGUUGUUGUUUUUUAAUUGUUUUUCUUUCUUCAAGAAGGUAUAGUGUUGCUAAUUAUUUGUGUUGUUAUUUAUCGUACAGGCGCUUUACUUAGCAGUGCUGUUUUUUUUUCUCAGGGUGCAUUGCUAAAGCCUCAUAUACCGUUGUUAGUGAUAGCUCUUUUAGAAUCUCUGAGUGGCUUGGAAAAUCAGGUUUGAGCGUGUUUCAGUUUUCAUUUGAGAGUGCUAAUGUUACGCGUAGAAGACAAAGAAUUAAUGACAUACUAAUGACAGUUUAUUGCAAACGCUGAAGAGAAAUUGUUAAACUUUGUAAUGCAGUUUUUCUCUGUUUGUGCACACUGUUUUAAAUAGUAUCCAUCAAACAAUAAAAAUUUGCUGGGUGACUAACGGAUUGAAAGAAUCAUCAGAAAUUCUUUGUCAAGUUUCAAGUUCUAUAAGUUAAUUGCGCAAAGAAUGUCUAGUUUAUCAAGCUCACAAUCUUUUGUAGAUUCAUUUCGUGCACAUGCUAGUCACAAAAUAUUUUUCCAGAAACAUUUUUAUUUAACGCAAGGUACAAACGCCGUAUUUCUGAUCGCUUUUUCAACAGUCAAUGAACUAUCUAAGUCUCCAGUUACAUAAAAGUGAGGAAGUUCAAGAAAAGGUGGGCUUUUUUGUUCUUGUAUUAUUUCUGUUGGUGUUACCUCACUACUUUUCUCAAAAUGCCAAUGCCUUUUUCUCUUUUUUUCGGUUCUCAGCUUGAAGGCGUCAGAAUUGCUGCUUCCAAAAUGUCUCCCAUGAUGGAAACCAUCAACAUGGUGAAUGUUAACAUUAUUGUUAAAUGUCAGUUUUAUGUGUGCGGUUUGUACCUUAGCCUGCGAAAACAUCCGUUUCUCCUUACUCUUCGCCGCUCGCGAAAUGUCCCCAGCGGCGAAGAGCGAGGAGAAACGGAUGUUUUCGCAGGCUAUUUGAAACUCGUUUUGAUAAUUAUUUGUUCUGUUUUAGUGUGUUCAAUAUGUUGACAGUACAGUCCUGCCAGAACUCGUUCCCAGACUUUCCGAUCUGUUGCGAACCGGCAUAGGACUAGGAACAAAGGUAACUUCAUUUCGUCAGGUUUUUUUGACAGUGAAUUGCUGAGAUGAGAAAUUAAAAACAUGAGUAACGCGAUUCUAAUGUUUUUUAGGCAGGGAGUGCCGGUUUUGUUGUUUCCCUGACUAUGCAGUGUUCUCAAGAUUUGACGCCCUUUGCUGGUAAGACUCCUAUUACGAGCAGUUUCUGUACCUUAUUAAUGGUCUGUCCAGUUGGAACGAAUACACACGGUUACUAAUAAAUGUGAACGAACAAAGUUGGUACGAAAAGUACAUUUGUUGAACUUAAAUAUGUAACUGAAUUAUUCUUUUUCGCCUUUCUCCCCAUCUAAGUUAUAACCUCCGCAAGAUAUGGUAUACCUCUGUUCUAGUUCUGAUGCUGAACUCGCUAACCAUUUGGCCAUUUUACAUGAAUGAGGAUAUUAAUACAAUAAUAUUUUUCCUCGUUUUUUAACCAACAGGAAAGCUUCUAAAUGCAUUGCUGUCAGGAUUAAGUGAUCGUAGCGCUUCUGUCAGGAAAUCCUACGCCACAGCUAUUGGACAUUUGGUCAAGGUAACAACAUACUGUGUUGACCUAAGAAACAAACACGUUAAAAUUUGUUUCAUUCAAUCUCAUUCCUUACAUGAAUUUUAUAACUAUUGUGCACGUAGCGCCAUAGAUAUGACUAAUUGAUGAAUUGAUCGCUUUUCAGGUCGCAAAGGACAGUAGCGUAGAGAAAGCUAUUGAUAAAAUAAAGAACUGGUACUUUGAAAAAGAAGGUAACUUUUACUGCUUGAUGUGAAGAAAUUGUUUCAUCUCGCCUAUCUAAUACUCUAAUACACGACUGAAUUUUCUUUCAGACAAAGGCCUGCGGUUAGCCUGCGGUCUUACCCUUCAGGCUGUGUCGCGAUAUUCCCCGGAUGUAAUGAAGCGUCACGCAGCUAAAGCUUUGCCAGCGGUUUUCUUUGCUAUGCACGGAAUGAAGGAAUCGACAGAUGGAGGUAACAUUGACUAGUCAUUGUCGUUGAUAAAAUCAUGUUAACAAAGGCUGGCUAACGCCACGUAUUGUGACAUUUGGAUCAGCUGCUGUUUUAAAUUUCUUCCUCGGGCUACUUCUGUUUGUAUGAGAAAUUGACUUGAGUAGGAACGCUAUCUUUUCGUCAUUAAUUUAAUGAAAAUGAACGUAAAAGUUUUUUUUAAAACUGGGAAGUGCUGCACGAACUCUCAAUCAAAGAUACAAAAAGAUAUUUUUCAUUUAACAAAUCAAAGCAGAUACAUUUAACAGACUCAAAGCAAGGAAACGUUGUUCUUGCAAUAAAUAGGUUUUACAUCUUAUUGGUGAACAACUUGUCGAGAGAGUUUUGCCCCAACAAGAAAGAUGUGGGGUGGUGGAACAAAAGCAGGAGGUGCAUAGUUUGAACUUCAUCAAAUUUCAGUGUAGACUGGUUUAAGGUGUGGUUAUGUUUACAGGAAACAACAGCACAUCUUCUAAUGAGUCACUGUGGGAAGAAAUUUGGCUGGAAAAUACAGCAGGUAAUAAGGAUGUGUUAUUAUUUUCUAUUGUCUUAGGACGAUUAAACGGCUCAGAUGCGAGUACAGAUGUAUACUGACUGAGUUACUCCCUUAGAAACAAGUAUAGCAAGUGGCACACAAUGAUGAAAUUCUCUUCGUGGUCGGCGGGGAGAUGGGCCUUGUAACAAGCAACUCCAGAGAGUGUUCAGAGCAACCUUACCUGGGUGGGGUGGGUCUGGCUCACUUCAGGUCUUGCACGCUGACCACUCUGCCUGUAUCUACAAGCGUUGCUAUGAUCAUGUGUUUGUAGUUUGAUCACGUGCAUCUCGUUUCAGGUACCGAGGCGGGCAUAAGACUUUACUCAGAUGAAAUAGUCUCGAUCACGUGUUCUGCACUGACGUCACAGUCAUGGACAACUAAGGCCCAGGCUGCUGUAACAAUAUCGGCCAUAGCGCUGAAGCUUGGUAAGAUUGUUAAUUUAAAAGAGCUGCUUUUUUCAGUUAAAGCCAUGCUAAAACUAACGUUAAAUGCCUUUUUGGUGGAUGAAAGUUUUCGAAAACUCUCUCUGGAAGAUAGCGAAAGAAUUCUUGAAGGGAAAUUUCGCCUACAGACUCAAUCUUUUCAUCUUACCUCAUGAAUUUUGAGACAUCAGGGAUGUUGUUUAUUCUGUCGUUCAUUUUGUUUGCUUUUUUUUUCUCUGUUAACACUCCUUCCUCUCUGUACUCAGGAAACUCUCUUUCCCAACCCUACCUUGGUCAGUUGCUUGGUGCUUUGGUCAGCGGAUUGGCUGGCAGGACUUGGACUGGAAAAGUAUGGGCUUUGAUAACAGUCUUUCCGACUCUUUUUCUUUUCUUUUCUUGUCCAUAACCAUAACUCCUUUUCACUCUUGGCAAGUCGUGAAAUUAUUAUCUCUUUUUUAGGAAUCGUUAUUAUCUGCAGUUUCUUGUGUUUGUAUAAAAUGCAGGUAUGUUGUGUAUUAUAACAUGUUUCAACUAGCGUUAAUUUGAGUUGUCAUCCCGGAGGAGCUCAUCCAUAUCCUAAGACAUUGAAACCAAUUAUUGUAGCUUAAGGCACAGUAGCACAAACCGAACAUCAUGCCUAAAUGGUCUCUAUUAUCCCCACCUCAUUGCUAAUGAAAAGUGCACAGGCAGACGGGGAGAAAUAAGAUGCCUAUUCAGAUUGCUUAAGCGUUAUGAUACAGGUCAGAAUGUUUAACAAGCGUUUAUUUUGUUAGGAAACCCAUGGAGGAGUCCUCACCUAAAGUGGAUCCUGAUGUUUCAAAAGUGAGUCAAAAGACAGAAAGGUCUACAGCGUAAUCAAAGGAUGUAAAUUGCUCAGUAUGAAACGGUUGUUUAUAACAAGACUGAUUGUGCCUCUUAGAAAUGUCUGAUUUAUCCUAUGUAGAUCUGGCCGCGGUUGUUCAAACGUUGGAUAGCGCUAUCCACAGGAUAAAAAUCUAUCCAAUGGAUAGCGCAAUUGGUUUCCCUAAUACUUAUCCGCUGGGUAGUGAUUUAUCCGGUGGAUAGCGCUAUCCAACGUUUGAAUAACCGGGGCCUGAGUACUUCAUCAGCAAUUCGAUAACGCUGACUAAGAAAAAUACCUCUUCCCUCACCAUUCCUUCAUACCUUCGUCUUCAUUAAAGUGGCUUAAUACUGGUUAGGUUCAGCGUCGUGCAUGUCAAGUGUGGCCUACACAUUGAGAGUUGAACCUGCUUGGUACGGCAAACUAAUUAUUGCUACCCUAUCUCUCUUGGAUAAAAUGCUUUUUCCUUGUAGGGUAACUCCAGGGCAUGAAGUUACUGACCCCUGUUUGAAUACCUUGCUGAAGAGAACCCGCUCCGUGGGACAAACUUGAUCGGCGUCUCGUUAGUUAUCACGCAUUCUCGUUUUCUAUAAUGACGGCCCGAAAGGUGCAAUUUCCUUCAAGGGCCUUUUUUUCUAUUUUCUUUGACAUGGUUGAUAAGUAAAUAGGAUUAUUAGAUGUCAACAAAGAGGAAAGAUGAAUUUGUCUCCUUUCUUCAGGUAUUGGACUCGAUAUACAAGGAAUGUAGGAAAGAAAAUCCCACAUAUAAGAUGGCUGCGUUAAAAUGCUUUGGAGAAAUCGUUCAGGAAUAUUCUAUCGACAGGUUUCAGCAACUAUCAGAGCUCCUCUUUCCUAUCAUUGCCCCGGUGAGUUUCUUGUUUUCUUAAAUUAACAUUUUGUGUGCCAAAUUAAACCUUUGCAUGCGCUAUUUUCUCCGGAGCAACGUAUCUUCAUUGUUUAAAGGUGAUCUUGAACGAGACGAUUCGCAACGACGAUUUUUAGUGCAACACAGCGGUUCAACAUUGUUGCGACAUUGUUUCGAAUGGUUACAACAUUUUCCCAGCAUUACAACGCGGUGUUGCGCUAAAAAUCGUCGUUGCGAAUCGUCCCGUGUAACAUCACCUUAAGUUGCGUUGUCCCUCGAGAUGCUAGUAGCACGUACUAUUUAUUUUUCUUAACCUCGAGCUGAACUCUUUUUUACGAUCCACUCGCCUUUGAAUUUAGUUGAAAAUAAUGUUCCUUUUUUUCUGAAAUAACGAGAGUUUUCGUGAGAAAUUUGUAUUUAACAAGAAUACCCAAAAUAUUACAUUCUAUAGUUCAGUAAGUUCUAUCUUUAAAGCUGGCUCUUUGCUUUGUGUUCCUACUGUACUAUAUGCAAUAAAAUUCCGAAAAUAAGCCCCUCCAUGUAUAAGCACCUCCAAAUAUAAGCACCCCAAUCUCGUAACGCAAAAAACCCUCCGUUACAUCGCUCCUCCAAAUAUAAGCCCCCCGAGGACUUGGAAAUUGCCCUCAAACACAAAGUAAAACAAAGCAAAACCGGUAAAUUUCCUUCCACUUAUAAGGCUAGCCCAAUCGAUUUUGAAACGCAAAUUUCCCUCCGUAGAUAAGCCCCUCCGAAUGUAAGCCCCUCCAAAAAUAAGCCCCUCAAGGGGCCUUUGAAAAAUAUAAGCCCCGGGGCUCAUUUUCGGAAUUUUUUACGGUGUUUUAAGAAUUACAUAUAAUGUACUAUCUGGACCGUUACUGCCCUAGCAAAAGUUUAUAGGUGUGUAUCUGCUGCACACUCAAAUCGUCUUUGAUGUGCAUUGUUUAAUCAUCAGGAACCAAAAGAUGAAGGAGAAGAUGAAGACGAAAUUGAGGAGGAGGAAGAAAAGGAUAAAAAGGUCAAUCAAGAAUUUUUAGUUUGUGCAUUUGAAUGUCUUGGACGGUCAUGGCCAAAAAAUGCGGUAGACUCACAAGGUAAUUUAUGAAAAAGUUGUUGUAAAUUCUGCUGCGAAAGAAUGUUUUGUUGGGGUAAUUUCCCCCCAGCUUUGGAAAGCAUAAAACUGCUGUCAACCUCCUAGAGGUAGCACAUGAAAUGCUUUGAUGUAUAGUUGAUACCGUUAAUCAAUAUGAAAGGUCUUCAUAAGCAAAGGACAUCAUUACUCAAGUUUAUUUCCUCUUAGUACUUUAACAACUUUUCCUUGCUAAUUUUAUUCUACGAGAGGCCAAAAAAUGGUAUUGUACCGGAUAUUACCCUGCGUAACAGGCGUUAAAAGAGGAAGGGUGGAUCCGGGUGCGCGAGAACGCCAGGAGGGGGAAGUGAGGAACGCUGUUUACGCCCCCCCUUCCCCCCUCCCUUCUCCCUCGCGCGCGAUUUCCCUUUCCUUUCCCUUUGGAACGCCUGACAUGCAGGAUAGCUAGAUAUUAGUGAUUGCUUCUGGCAUAGAAAAUAAAACAACUUUACAUGAGUGAGAACGUUUUUUGAGACUAUUUGAUGCGAAACUUUAUGUCACACACAUGUCUGCACACAGGAUAACAUUUUUUCAUCAAAGCUAAAUUAUCAAAAUAGAAAUUCUCCUGCUUCCUACUCCUCUUAAAGUAAAUACCAUUGUAUCAGAUAAAGAAAUAUGAAAAUAAUAAUGAUAAAUUAAGAGUAGAGUAAAUUUGUUUGUGUAUCAAUAAAAUAUUUGUCUAAAUGCCCAUCAUGACCGUGACUUGAAGUGCUCCAAUUUUCCCUCUAUUUUGUACCAUUUUUUUUUUUCUCACAGAUAAAUAUGGAGAACGUUUCUGCUCAAUAAUCACAACUGCUCUCACUUCAAACACGUGGAAAGUACAAGUCGUUUUAUUGGCGGCCAUUAAGUUGUUUAUCGAAAGGUUAGUUUUUAUUUUUUGUUUGUUAUUUUUAAAGGCUUGUUUCUCGUUCAUUGCACAUGUUGUAUAUGAUGAUUUUUUCCUCACUUAUUUUCUUGCUCAUCAGAAUGGACUGGACUUAUGGAACUCCGGACGGGGGAGGAGAGGAGAGUAUUGACAGGAUAACAAUGCUGAGAAAUCUUCUUGAACAGUUCAUACCACCCGUCUGUGAAUGUUUAGGUUUGUUACAUCGUUUGCGAAGAUACAACGUUUAAUCGUACUCUUUAACCAUCUACAUUUUCUUCUGUGGAAUAUCAUGUUCUUCCAAUCUAACUUCUUGUUGUUCUGCUUGGAAAUGAUACACAAAUGAGUUUUUGUUUAAUUGAUGUGUUACCUCGAAAUUUUACGUUUGUUUUUUGUUUGCUUUCCUCCUUAUAUAGAAGUUAAAAAGUAUGCUGCAGUACGCCUUGGAGCUGUUGAUGUAUUGGACGCGGUACACUCGGCCCUUAAAGGUAAAAGCCUGCUUGCUUGUUUGCCUUAUGAACGUCUCAACGGGUUUUUAAUAUGCAAACAGUUUGGAAGCAUUAUUUUCAUCUACAUCUACAUCAGAAACUAUGUAGUUAUCACGCUAACGUUAAAUUAGGAAGAAAAAGAUUUGAAAUUUAGCGAAAAAAAAACAAAUAAUAUAAAAAUAAAUAAAUAAAUAAUAAUAGAUAAAUAAUAAAUGAUAAAUAAUUUAUAAAAAAAAUAAAUAAUAAGUAAUAAAUAGUUUUAUUACAACUCCAUAAAAGCUGACUUUAAAUUUGCUUUUAGUCUCUGCCCCUAGGAUGGAUAGUUUCAUUAAGUUUUUGAAUAGUUUUGUACUGUAGAUCUUCUUCUUUAAUUAGGAUAUCAUCCAAGACUGGCAAAAGCCAACUGAAAACGGAGAGUCAUCGUAGUUGGCUUUUUUCCAAAACGGCUAUCUCUGCCAGUCAUCAGUAAUAACGUGAAACCCAUUUUCAGUAAAACAGGCGUAAUUAACUUUGUUGUAACUCCUAGUUCCAAGUUACAAUAAGUACUUACUUGCUGACUUGAUUUUGCUCCAGGGCACAUUCGCUUAUCGUUACUGACUGAAGAACAGAUGGAGCAUAUACUAGACAGCCUUAAAUAUGUCUACAGUGAUAAGGAACCAAAUAUACGAGAGAAAGCCGCGGAACUGAAGAAGAAACUGACCUCUCUUGGUGCGUAGCAAAAUAUCCGGGAAUAAAAAGUUCUACACUGAAAAUGUGAAGCAAGAAGAAUUCCCUCCCAGUGUUCAUUUGAGAGCUAAGUAUAGAGACAAAAACAAUUACCUUCUUCAAGAUCUGCACAAGGAAAUCAUUAGAAUUAUAGCUGUGAAGGUACUUGGAUUUUCUAUUGCCAUGCGCAUGUUGUAACAGAGAUCAAUGAAAGCGUAAAGAAUUCUUCAACUUGUGAUGGAUAAUGCCGCCUCGCUCUGGACAAGGAAUAAGGAACUCGGAGGACGAUGACAGCUGACCGGUUAUAUGGCUGCGGUGGACCGAGCUAGCCCUCAAAACAGGCGUUGUUUGUUCGCGUUUUUCAAGUGAGCGAAGGCGCAAGCGCAAAGCGAGCGAGGAGCGUCAGACACGAGACGCGCGAUGGGGAAGUGUGUGACUUUCGUGCGUGUCACGUAAAAUUAAAACUGAAUCAGAUGACAGUUUUAAAUAGCAGUGUAGCCUUAAGUAGUCGAUUGUUAAUGACGAAGAAAGAUAUCAAAUAUUAAGCCUGAUACCCGAUGGAAAUCCAUGAUUCUCCAUGGAUCCAGCACGCCCCUAAUCACUUGGUUUAACGGAAGAAUGCGGCGGGAUGUGCUAUACUUUGGUCAUGCGCCUUAGCCAAGUAUUUUCCCUAGGAAAACAUUUGAUCAACAACGCUGUUGAGAAUUAAUUAAGUUAUUUAAAAUAAAUUCUUCCAAGGACUUCAUUAUUCACUUAAAUUCUUUUAAUCAAUAUCUUUGCGGGUUUUAAUUGUCCAAUAAUCUGUAACCUUUUGAUAUUAUUUAUCAUUUCCGGAAUAAAACACUUCAUAUUUCAAUU
This is a messenger RNA of Porites lobata, 28635 nucleotides long. Lineage: Eukaryota; Metazoa; Cnidaria; Anthozoa; Scleractinia; Poritidae. The record is from the annotation of a GenBank genome assembly.